AUGUCUACUGAACAGUCUGGUACCGAGAAUGUACUUAUUGGAGUCAUCGGUGGUAGCGGCCUGUACCAUCUUGAUAACUUGACGUUUGUCAAGACCGUCAACCCGGAAACACCCUGGGGCUUUCCGUCCGCGCCAAUCACCAUCUGCUCGCUACCUUCUGGGAUCAAGGUCGCCUUCGUCGCUCGUCAUGGACCGGGCCACACUAUCUCGCCUUCCCAUGUCCCCGCGCGUGCAAAUAUCGCGGCGUUCAAGCAUCUCGGUGUGAAGGCGAUUCUCGCAUUCAGCGCCGUCGGCUCUCUGCGCGAGGAGAUCCCGCCGGGCAUGUUUGCGAUCCCUUCCCAGAUCAUCGAUCGCACGAAGGGCAUCCGCCCAAGCACGUUCUUCGAUGGCUCUGUCGUUGCACACGUCGCAUUCGGCGACCCGUUCUCGCGGAAGCUCACUGCAUGGCUUGAAGAGCCCGUGCGCAAGGCGCUGGCGGAGGUCGAAGGCCGCCAGGUCGGACUCGCAACUGGCAAAUGCAUCGUCUGCAUGGAAGGUCCCCAGUUCUCUACUCGCGCUGAGAGCGAGAUGUACCGUAUGUGGGGCGGCGAUCUUAUCAACAUGAGCGUGCUUCCCGAGGCCAAGCUGGCCCGUGAGGCUGAGAUCAGUUAUGCGCUAAUCGCGACGGCCACCGACUACGACUCGUGGCGUCCACAUGCAGAGGCCGUGACUGCCGCGGAAGUCUUCAAGACGCUGCAGGCCAAUGCAGACGCCUCCCGCCAUGUGGCGAGCAAGGUUCUUGAAGCCAUGCAUGAAGCUGUUUCCCAGGGCGAUGUCCUCAGCGAAGAAGCUGGGUCGAUGAAGUUCUCUAUCAUGCCGCGCGCUGAGGCACAGAAGGAGGAAGAUCUCGCAAAGCUCCGCUACAUCCUCCCAACAUACUUCUAA
Messenger RNA from Peniophora sp. CBMAI 1063, 924 nucleotides. Lineage: Eukaryota; Fungi; Basidiomycota; Agaricomycetes; Russulales; Peniophoraceae. The record is from the annotation of a GenBank genome assembly.